Oryzias melastigma (Indian medaka) is the source of this 2326-nucleotide messenger RNA. RefSeq names its product DNA fragmentation factor, alpha polypeptide (gene dffa). The record is from RefSeq and is a predicted model, not a curated record. Lineage: Eukaryota; Metazoa; Chordata; Actinopteri; Beloniformes; Adrianichthyidae. Gene Ontology annotation, biological process: apoptotic process; regulation of apoptotic process. The transcript has 6 exons. The coding region runs from base 134 to 1102 and encodes 322 amino acids.
AAUUCAUUGCGCUUUUCGGCGGUUAUUUCCGCAUAUGAAGAGGUAGAGGUAGCUGAGAGCUCAGAGCAGGUUCUUACAUUGUCUUUCGUUAUAUAUAGCAACAGAAUAGGAUCUUUUCAGGAUAAAUUUAAGAAUGACUGAUGGGAAAGCGUGUAAAGUGUGCAAUUUCACGCGACAAAAAUCCUACGGAGUGUCCGCACCCUCUUUAGAUGACCUGAAGAAAAAAGGAUGUGAGUCUCUUGGCUUCAGCCCCGGCGACCCAAUCAAAGUAGUCCUGGAGAAUGACGGGACGAUAGUGGAAGAUCAAGCCUACUUCUUGUGCUUGCCGUCAAAUACAAAGUUCAUGUUAUUGCAUGACAAAGAAACAUGGUCUCCAGCUCGCAAGAUUGAUGGUGGCACCGCUUGGAUGCAGAGAGAAUCGGUCUUGCUGGACAUUGAUUCUGUUGACGCCGGCAGUAGCGUAGAACCCUGGCUGGACCUGGCUCAGCAGCUGAAGGAAGACCUCACCAGCAUCAUUCUCAUGUCUGAGGCAGAUUUACAGCUCUUGGUGGAUGCUCCUAGCACUGAACUAGCAGCAGCUCUGGGUUUUCAAGUGAAAAAGGCUAAGAACCUGCAGGAGACGUUGCAGAAUGUUUUGGAUCGUAGGGAGGAGGAGAGGCAGUCCAAGGAGCUGCUCCAGCUCUACCUCAAAACUGUGGAGAAGGAGGACAAACAGCAGGAGGAAGGAGGCCAGUCCAGCACAGACGAUGGAGUUGCAGGUGAUGUGGACAUGCCUGAUGGAAUUGAAGUGGAUUCUGCAUCUGGAUUCAUGUCCAGGACUCUGAUGGUCCUUAAAGGCAAAACAAGCCCAGAGACCAGGCUGUCCAAUGAAGACCUGCAGAUGGUAGUGACCAGAGGCGUGGACGCCAUGAAACAGGUGCUGGGCUGGGACGAAGCGAAGACGUCCGCCCUGCUGCAGGCCUGCGAAGCCGAACUGUCCAGACGUCUCCAGCAGAUUCAGGCCAUGCAAUCCAUCAGCAGCACGCAGCUGGAUGGCAGAAGGCAGUCCAGUGGAACGAGCGCAGAGGACUCGGUAGAAAGACCAGCCACGGGCGGCACUUAAGCUGCGGCUUCACCUGCGUAGAGACUGAUAAGAAUUCACCUGCCUCAGGGUCAGUGGGAUGGGAGUCAUCCCGUGUUACUUUAUAUAUUUGGAAUGCAUGAAUGUUGCUAUUUUGCAUAAUUGUUAUAAAGUGACGAGAAAAAAAAAAAAAAAAGAUCGGCACUCGUCGUCUUCAUCAAAGCCACAACACCACACUUGAAAACAGGCAGCAGAUAGGCAGUAAACUUAACAAUUAUUUAAUAAAAAACAUACAUCUCAUUUUUAAUUUACAAAGUGUCACGUUUACUCUCUGUCUAAGAAAUAAUCCAUAAUUAGUCUUUUUUUUAAGCAUAAAAAAUAAAUGAAAAAUGGUCAAAUUUGGAGUCACUCCAUGUUUCUCUGAAUUUAGCUUUGAAUUUUGUUAGAAAGCAAAACGUAUUUAGAAAAAUCAUGUUUAGAAUAGUUGUUUCUUUAAAAAAGUCAUGCAAGGAAACUAUAACUGUCUAUUCAUUUUAUUAGCAACAAAUUGCAGGACAAAACAUCAGCAGACGAUUAAACAGGAAAACAAUCUUGUUAUGCUGAAAAUCAUGAGUGCAGAAACUGCCACCAAAAAUACUCUGAAUAUACUUGUAUUUUAACGAACAAAACUGCAUAUAAAUGUAUAAAACAUUUUGAUAUAUAUAUAUUUUUCACAUUUAUGUUCUGACUAAUGGAUAGGCCUCCUGUCCCAGGUGUGCUUUUCCUUCUCCUGCAUUAACUGUUGGAAUAACUGAUCACAUGGACUCUAACCGUCUGACUAAACGAGGAGUUCUCUUUAAGAUUAUGUGUCGCUUACCGCUGUGAAAGUUAUGCAAAAACAGAGGCCGUGUGAUGUAAGACAGUUUAAGUCCGUGUGAUUCAUGCACCACAGAGCAAAUCCUCUCAUUUCCUCACUCUCAUGAACAGCAGACACUGAAAUUCUACCUUUUUGUAUUUAAAGUUCUCUGAGGAUGACGUGUCAGCAGCUGCUUCUACUUCAGUUCUUUAAUGAUACAGCUCUCUAAAUUGUUCAUUGAUAUUUUCAAAAAGCAAAACUUGUUGCAAAGAUUUACUAUUUUUGAGUUAUCUGGUUCUUGAAAAAAGGUUGUUUUUUUAUAUGUUGCAGAAAGAAGUCGUAAAAGCCUAUUUUUGCAGUUAAAACACUAUUUUAUACAUAAAAUGUUUAAAUUUUUUAAUAAAAUGUAUAAUAAAGGGGUUUGAAGUCUA